GAAUGUCGACCGGACCUUCCACUCCCGCUUCCAAGGCACUGCCUUCCACCGGAAAAGGACUUACCUCUAAGGCCUACAAUGGCCUGAUUGGAGCCUGUGAUAAAUUCGUGCCCGCCAAGUUUCGGCCCUUAUGGAUGCAUCCAGCAGGACCUAAAACCAUAUUCUUCUGGGCACCUCUCGUCAAAUGGAGUCUCGUUAUUGCCGGUCUUAGUGAUCUAACGCGUCCUGCGGACAAGAUUUCGCCCAACGGAUGCUUGGCUCUGGGAGCAACGAAUCUUAUUUGGACGCGAUAUGCCUUAGUGAUUAUUCCAAAGAAUUACAGUCUAUUCGCUGUAAACCUUUUCGUGAGUCUGACGCAGCUCUUUCAACUGGGACGCGCCUACAACUACAAGUGGGAGCAGUCCAAAUUGGAGAAGGCCAAGGACCAGGAGCAGCCAUCUGUGGAAGCUAGUCUUUAAUUUAAAUAGUAAAUGUUUUAAAACCUUUGUGUGGAAAAUAAACAAAAAUUAA
This is a messenger RNA of Drosophila bipectinata, 510 nucleotides long. RefSeq names its product mitochondrial pyruvate carrier 2. The record is from RefSeq and is a predicted model, not a curated record. Gene Ontology annotation, cellular component: mitochondrial inner membrane. Gene Ontology annotation, biological process: pyruvate import into mitochondria. Lineage: Eukaryota; Metazoa; Arthropoda; Insecta; Diptera; Drosophilidae.